CAGCAAUAAAAAGAGGGAUGUUCUCCAAAAAUAAAUGACAUCAUUUUUUCUCUCGUUUAUUUUUCGAAUGGAUAAAAGAAAAAUACUCAAUGAUGCUACAGAGUGGUUCCUGGAUACUUUUCGAGACAUAACCACUUAUGAAACAGCAUAUGACUAUGCAGAAUGGACAUUGUAUGCAUGCCCGUUCAUAAAAACAGAAGACCAUUUCUUGUUCGCUUCAAAGUUGGCUAUCAUGAUGAUUAUAGUGGAUGAUUCAUUUGAUGAACAGGAAUUCAUUGUGUUAUACAACUACCUGAAAACAUCCGUUGUCAACGAACCCAGUGCUUUUGUUUCAGCUAUCAUCAAAUUAUUUGCUGAUUUUAAAUCAGUGUCGAACUAUGAAGAAAAUUAUACUAACAUGAUCAAAUGCUUUGUGUCCUAUAUCGAUUCCACCAAAGGAAACAAAUCAAAUGAUAGGAUGGAUCGUAUCAUCGAUACUUGCAUGCCACCGUUUUAUAUCAUCAGUCUUGAUUCGAACCAAAUCAUUGCCGACAUGAAUAACAAAAAGAUGUUGGAGGCUUCAUAUGGUACGCGUGUGGAUAAUGACUUGCUCACAUACCCGAAAGAUUGUGCAUCAGCCUAUAUGUUGGAUCAUACCAACCCGUUACUCGCUGGUGCGUCCAUCGAAGACCAGAUCAAUACUGUCAAAGAUCAUUGUACAAACGAAUUAAUACAUUUCGAAUCAUCUCUUGAGGAUGCAAUUUACUUGCAAGGGCGAAUGGGGUGUUUCUUAUGGUCAUUAUUUUCAAAAAGAUAUGGCCGUAUUCUUAAGACGGUAUACGAAGAUAAACAGACGGUGGAAAACAUUAGAAACUGCAUCAAAAAGAAUGUUCCCAUUUCUGAUAAUAAACAUUAUUAUUUAUAA
Molecule: messenger RNA, 904 nt
Organism: Halteromyces radiatus
Lineage: Eukaryota; Fungi; Mucoromycota; Mucoromycetes; Mucorales; Cunninghamellaceae
Exons: 1
Coding region: 35-904 (289 amino acids)
Source: RefSeq, a predicted model, not a curated record